Molecule: messenger RNA, 1059 nt
Organism: Emericellopsis cladophorae
Lineage: Eukaryota; Fungi; Ascomycota; Sordariomycetes; Hypocreales; Bionectriaceae
Exons: 1
Coding region: 1-1059 (352 amino acids)
Source: RefSeq, a predicted model, not a curated record
AUGCACUCCAACAACAUGAUCUCCGCGCUGGCCACGCUGGCCAUGGCCAGCUCCGCCGCCGCCCACGCCACCAUGUACGGCGUCUGGGUCAAUGGCGAGGACCAGGGUGACGGCCGCAACGUCUACAUCCGCACGCCCCCCAACAACGGCCCCGUCAAGGACCUCGCCUCCCCCGACCUCGUCUGCAACGUCAACGGCGCCAAGGUCGCCCCCGACUUUGUCUCGGCCGCCGCCGGCGACACCCUCAGCUUCGAGUGGCAGCACGACAACCGCGACGACGACAUUAUCGACGGCAGCCACCAGGGCCCCAUCAUCACAUGGGUCGCCGCCUUCACCGAGGACGACGGCACCGGCCCCAUCUGGUCCAAGGUCGCCGAGGACGGCUUCGACGGCACCCAGUGGGCCGUCGACAAGAUCAAGGCCAACAACGGCAAGCAGGAUUUCACCAUCCCCUCCAACCUCGCCGCCGGCAAGUACAUCUUCCGCCAGGAGAUCAUCGCCCACCACGAGUCCGACACCGCCUUUGCCGACAACCCGGCCCGUGGCGCCCAGUUCUACCCCUCGUGCGUCCAGGUCGAGGUCACGGGUGACGGCGACGCUGUCCCCGACCAAGGCUUUGACUUCAACGCCGACUACACCUACGAGGACCCCGGCAUCGUCUUCAACCUCUACAACUUUGACGGCAGCUACACCAUCCCCGGCCCCGAGGUCUGGAGCGCUGAGGGUGGCAGCAGCUCGCCUGCUGAGCCCUCCGCUGAGCCCUCCACCGCGCCCGAGCCUACUACCGCGCCUGAGGAGCCUUCUUCGUCCGCGCCUGAGCCCACCGCGUCCGCGCCUGUCGACUCCGCGCCCGCUCCUAGCAUCACCACCCUGUCGACUGUCGUCGUGCCCACCAGCGCUGUGACCCAGCCUACUGCCACUGCCACUGCUGCUCCUGAGACCCCUGAGGCUCCGGAGACCCCUGCGCCUGAGGUCCCCGAGGAGGGCUGCAAGCUCAAGCGCCGCAGCAGGAAGAGCAAGCGCUCCGCCAAGGCCCGCCGUGCUUCCAGGAUGGCCUAG